GGACGCUACUGUUCCAAGAAGUGAGCGUGCCGACAUUUUAGUUGCUCACGGUCACUCGGUUCGUUGCUCCAUCUUCUUCGCGUGGAUUUUUCUUCCGAACAAUUGCUCGCAAUUGCAGAUCGAGGUAUUUUGAACGUCGAGUAGCGUAUAGUACGAACCGUGUACGUACCGUACGCAGUAAUAGUAGUAGCGAUAAUAGAGCGAUAAUAGUUCUGAUACGAACGUGUGAGGUCGUAAAAAGCUCGGUUGUGAUCGCGCGGUCAUAUCCGCAACGACGAGGUGAAGGCUGUGAAUUUCGCCAGGGCGGACAGCAAGAAAAUUGGCGCUGUAUAUCCGCUACAGCCCCUUUCUCUUUCUCUCUCUGUCUCGCUCAACGAUAAGUUGCAACCAUGAGCUAUGGUUACAAUAAAUACAGUUCUACCAUGAGUUCUCGUGGUCGAGGAUUUAGUUCUCGCGGAGGUUCUUAUAGAGGACGAGGUGGAGGUGGUGGAAACGAAUGGAAUGGUAGCUCGGCAGGUGGAAAUAUAUCCAGCCGAGGAGGAUACUCGUCUUCUAGAGGCGGCAGAUUUAAGUACUCGACGACGAGCUAUGAUUCUAGAUCCAAGUAUAAUUCAGGAUCGGAAAGAUAUACAAGUAGAGGUGGUCGUGGCGAACAUUCAAACAGUUAUAAAAGACCUCGCGAUUCAUAUUCCGGUAGGGAUGAUCACCGAUCGUCCAGUGAAUCAACACGUAAAAGGAUAAGAAGCGAUUAUCAGGGUGGAGGUAGCGGUAGCGGUUCACAGAGGUAUUCAUCGUACGGUUCAUCUACAUCGGCGCCCUAUGAUGAUAAUAAGGGAUCGUCAUCCGGCGUAUACGAGGACAAGAGACAGAGCGAACGAGCAUCAUCGUACCACCGUUCCGAGGACCGUCACUCCGCCUCGCGAAGCUACGCGCCUCCGCCACCACCUCGGAUUAGUGAAAUGGCACCGCCCCCGACUCAGAGAUACACCUCGAGUCGAGGAAGAAUAUCGCAUCAGAGUUCAAAUUACAGAGGUCGCAUUUCGACCCGCGGCACCACUGGUAGAGGUAGUGCAUUUCAUCGCGUGAGUUCUCGAUCGGACGUCCUCAUGGCUCGCAAGCGUACCCUGCACUCGCUCGACUAUCGUCGAAAGCUGCUAGGCUCACGCUCGCGAGACUACAUCCAGCGUGUGCGCAUGACUACUACCAAACUACGCAGGAGUAGCGGUACUACUAGGCUACCCGGAAGUAAAAAGGACUCGGGAUCCGGUACCAGCGUAAAGGACAAGGAUAGAGAGAUGGCCAAAGCCAUUAAUGCAGAAUUUUCUGAUGACGAUGACGAGGAAGAUAAUAAGAGUAAUUGGGACGACGAAGAAAAGCCACAUGAACGUGAUGACGAGGAGGACAUGGAAGAGGAAGACGAAAAGAAGAAAAAAGAGGACAAGCGUAAGAAGGAAAAGCAAGAUAGAGAAAGACAACAUACCGAAGAUGAGGAAGAAAAAGAUGAUGAUAUUAAAGAAGAUGAUGAUCAAAAGCGAGAAGAGGACGAAGACGACGAUGGUGAUGAUGAGGAACGUGGCGAGGAUGAAAAAGCAGAACGCGAUAGAACCGCUAAUUCCGAAGAUUUACCUAGUAGACGGGAUGGUAGAAAAUUCAUAAAAUUGAAAUGUCCGCAUUGCGCCCAUCAUAGCGUUACGUUUAAAGAAUAUUCGCUUCAUCUGUUCACCGGUCGGCAUAGUGCGGCAAUGAAACGUAUCGCAGCGCGACAUAAGGUGACUCUUACGCGUAUGCGAGUUGUUCAACGACAAGAGCAAAGGCGUAUCGAAGCUCGCGAUGCAGCUCGCGGUACACUACCAUCUCGUACUAUGUUCUGUGCCAUUUGCAAAUUGAAUUACCGUUCCCUGAAAGCCGCUCAUCAGCUGUCCGAAUCUCAUCGACAGAUGAAACGAUUCCUCACACCAUUCUGCCGUGUUUGUCGUGUCCAGUUCCGUUCGCCAAUGUUCUUUGAAACGCAUAUGUGUUCGCUGGAACACAUCAAGAGAAAGAGUAUAUUGAGAGAAAGAAUGAACGCAAAUGGAAGUGGCGAAGCCGAAGCUGAUUCUAGCGCACCCGAAGAGGAUGACAAAGAAGUUAACCUUGAUAAUUUCAUGACUCUGGAUUCUGUAGGUGAUGUAGACGAAGACGAAGAGUCUAGCGAGAAGAAGAAGGAGAAAACCGAGGGUGAGAGUUCGAGCGAAGCGGAGAAAAAAACGAAAAGCAAACAAAUGAUAAAAGUUGGUGCGGAAUACAUAAAACGUGUCGAGGUACAAUACUGUGAGUUAUGCAAAUCGUAUCUACCACGCAGCGAGAAUACAGAGCGAGCGAUCGCUCUACAUUGUUCUACUCGCAGUCAUCUUAAACGGUAUGUGCGUGAUAAUGACGACAAGGCGCUUAGACGUCAAGCAGAAAGAAUACAUCUACAAUCAUCCUCGACGAAUGUAAAUUCUACCGCUUCAACCGCGACUAAUAAUACAUCGGACAUCGCGAAAGCUUCUCCCACCAAUUCCGAGCCACAAGUAUCUGUUACGCCCACGACUACCGCAGGUGACAACAACGAUGUUUGCGGCACAGAAUAUAUUAAAAUGGAUGAUGACAAGUCUAAUAAUUUAGAGUCCGAAAAGAAUGCGAAAGACAAUAAGAAUAAUCAAGGCGAUGAACUAGAUGAUGAUGAUUAUCGCGCGCAUGGUGCCGAUAAAAUGAUAUGGGAUGAUGUCGACAAAGAUUUAGGUGAUAUUCUAAGAGAAAGCGAAGCGGGAGCGUCAAAAUCGAGCGACGAUGAGGAUUCGCGUUACGAUCGUUUUCGCAAUUCAGACAAGAAGCAACAGCCCGGAAAAGAGAAAGAAAAUGAAAAGAGCGAAGUUCUCGAAGACAAGAGUGGUAAUAACAAGAUGAAAGAUGUAAAAAAUUAAGCUGAAACAAGAAAAAACAAAUGUGUAAUAUCGUCGAGAAUUGUCCUUUGCUGUAUAUCUUCGAUUUAUUUUGAUUUAUUUUCGAUUCCUUUUCAUUUCAUUUUUUAUUUUUUCUAAAUUUCUGUUCCGUCUCAGUAGAUGAAUAAAUGUUUUAAUAGGAUCAAACGUAUGUUCUAUCUUGUUUAAUUAAAAUGAAAAUAGAUUUGUGUGCGUGAUGCGCGUCCAAAAUAUCUAUUCACCGAAUAUAUUAUCCGUAUUUUUGAAAUCUCAAUAACACUGUAUUUAGUAAGUCUUGUAAUUUUCAAUUUAUGUAACUUUUUAGUAUGAGUAUGAAUAUUAUCGAUACGAUGGUUUAUUGCCCUGACGGACUGUCCGAAUAUAAUUAUACAUAUAAUUAUACAUAUAAGUACAUAUAAUUACGAGAUAAUUGAAAUAUAGAAAUUUCAAUUUUCAGUUAUUAGCGCAAACGAAAACGUCUGAUCAAUGUGUGCAUUUCAUGUAAGCACAAUUUAAUUAUAAAUUGCUGAUCAUAAUAAAUUCUGCACUCUCUAGGAUCACAAUGAUACUUUUUAACCAAUUCCUGUAGCUUGAAUCGUUAUCGUUACCUAUUAUUUUAAUAAAUAUGAAGAAAAUUUUGA
This is a messenger RNA of Pogonomyrmex barbatus (red harvester ant), 3583 nucleotides long. RefSeq names its product Ciz1 zinc finger protein. Lineage: Eukaryota; Metazoa; Arthropoda; Insecta; Hymenoptera; Formicidae. The record is from RefSeq and is a predicted model, not a curated record.